Messenger RNA from Penicillium angulare, 1407 nucleotides. Its product is annotated as FAD-binding oxidoreductase. The coding region runs from base 1 to 1407 and encodes 468 amino acids. Gene Ontology annotation, molecular function: oxidoreductase activity; FAD binding. The record is from RefSeq and is a predicted model, not a curated record. NCBI's taxonomy places the organism in Eukaryota, Fungi, Ascomycota, Eurotiomycetes, Eurotiales, Aspergillaceae. The transcript has 2 exons.
AUGGCCGCCAAUCAGUUAGCCACUGUUGAAGCUUUCUUGCAAGGCCACCCGACCAUCAAGUUUAUCCCACCCUCAUCUACUGAGUUUGCGACCGCACGCGAGGUCUGGAAUGGCUCGCGACCUGAUACUCCUCUGGCAAUUGUUCAGCCACACUCAUCUGAAGAUGUUGCAACCUUGAUCAAAUUUGUCAAGUCUAAUACAAUCUCAUUCUCUAUCCGUUCAGGUGGACAUAAUCUAGAAGGCCGCGCUCUUGUGCAAGAUGCCUUGCUGAUUGACAUACGGGCCUUGGAUUCUGUCACUGUCGCGGACGAUCGACAGUCCGCGACAUUAGGUGGUGGUAUUCUCCAGGGUGACGUGGUCAAAACGCUCUGGAGUGAAGGUGUGGCUACUGCCACGGGAACUAUCCCCCAUGUGGGAUAUUUUGGUUGGGCCUCUUACGGUGGAUAUGGCCCGUUCUCCUCUAAGUGGGGUCUCGGGGUCGAUCAGAUUAUUGGCGCGACUGUGGUGGACCCUAACGGGAGCCUCGUUAAGAUCGGUGCCAACAAUGAUCUUCUGAAAGGUAUCCGAGGUGCAGGUGGCGUGUUUGGUGUCAUUGUUGAUGUGACUGUUAGGGUUUACCCUGCUCCUUCUUUACUUGCGGGGCCUAUCAUUUUUGAUACGAGCGAUAUAGCAAAGUCGUAUACCGACAUCAAUACCGCCUACAAUAAUCUGCUUGAUACCGAGACGCUGCCGCCACAACUCACUCUCCAACGAGUGACGUUUAACUCUCCUCGUGGUCUUGCCUUCGCCUUCCUCUUUGCUUGGAGCGGCACUGCAGACGAGUUGGAAGAGGGCCAAAAAUGGAGCGAAAAGAUUGCCUCCCUAGGUCCCGCAAAGAUGAACAUGGUUAAGCCUACCACCAUCCCGGAAUGGAUCUCUGGUGCGGGUGCCCAUGUUCCUCGCGUUGUCUAUGGCUCUUCAAGAACAUACAAUGUGUCCAGGAUUACACCCAAAGUUGCCGAGGCAAUUGGCUCUAACCUGGCGCAUUUGCCUGCCGAUCCCGGCGCAAUGUUUUCUCUUCAUCAGCUUCGUGGUUCUUCUGCAACACCGCAUAUUCAUACUUCCGUAUUCGAGCCUCGAGAGCCUCAUUUCAUGCUUGAAAUUCUUGGAUACUCAGUCACAUCGGAAAAGCAGAAUGACUCCGAGGCUUGGGCUGAGAAAUUUGCCGCGGAGGUAGAAGAGGCUGCUUCGAGUUCUGCAGUGUUAUUGCCCACGUCGUAUGUGUCUAUUUAUAGCUCUUCUCAUUCCGUCUCGACGGACGAGUGGGUGAACAGGGUUUACGGGGAUUCAGCUCGUGAACUGCGUGCUUUGAAAUCGUCAUUUGACCCUGAAAAUGUUUUCAAAUACACAGUUCCGUCUUUGGAGUAG